AUGGGGCAGUCUCAUAUAGACGGUGGAGGUACUUACUCUUUGAGGUUUCCGCUUGAGCUCCAUGAUCGCAGUCGCGAAAUCGAUGAACGAGAGGUAUCCGAUGAAAGAUCGAAGCAACAAGCGGCAAGAAGUAGCAAUUGUCAGCCAUCAAGCGCUAUGUUAAACUUUCGCGGCAUUCAGUUUGCUGUUGCCAUAGCCGCGCUCGGUACUUCGUGCCACUACUUGUGGCUGGCCUUACGACCAAAUUCACGAGCGCAUCAUGACUCACCGCUCUUCUGUGAAAGUGGGGAACGGUCUCCGAUUUACUUCCUUUUUGCGCCCGGACUUGCCCUGUCCGGUGUCCUGUUGUUCCUCGCCGGAUGCGAAGCUGCAAACGCGUAUGAAUCCUGUAACCUUUGGACGCUGGCGAUGGCGCUGCGGAUCUUUGCUGUAUGUGCGGCCAUCGGUUUGGCGGGCAUGGGCUUGGUCACAAACCCGAUGAGCCGCUCCUUCCAUGAUCUGGCGACCUAUGCUUUCGUGGGAGGCGCAGCCUCACUGCUGCUACUUGGUAUAGUUGCCUCUACAUACCUACAGGUGUAUUCCGCGCACGAGCAAUCCUGUCUUGCUUGUUUACUUGUUCGGAUCGUGCUGCUGGCACAUGCUUCGUCCAGGGCCUACGAAUUCUUGGGAAAGUAUGGUCGAGCAAUGGCUAUGGUAAGCCAAGCUGACCAUGGAGGUGAUGCCGACACACCAGCCGUGGAUCGAAAGGUGAUGAAGCGACUGCUGACGCAAAGCGCUGUCGCUCAGUAUGCGGCCCUUGCGUCGCUGUGCUUCUCUGCCGCGCUCCUGCAUCCCUGA
Messenger RNA from Symbiodinium natans, 837 nucleotides. The record is from the annotation of a GenBank genome assembly. Lineage: Eukaryota; Dinophyceae; Suessiales; Symbiodiniaceae.